AUGUCUCAGCGGGACCUGAAGGAGGCGUUUGUCAGUAAUCUGACCGGGACGAGUCUGCAGGAGGUGGCGCUGGGCUCGUUCCUCACCCCGGUGUGUCUCAUCAACAGAGGACUGAUUUUAACCCUUUACCAGCAGGCCGGGGGGACUCUCCCGCUGCCCCUCGUCUCCAGUCUGCUCCUGGACUUCUGUGUGCUCGUCCUCCCCCUCGUCCUGUCCUGCACCGUCCUCAGCGACGUCCUCCAUCAUGUCAUCUUGAGCUUGGCGUUCGUUUCGGCGUGUGCGCUCUGCUACAUCGGCCGCGUCAGUAGCCGUCCGAAGAACGCCGGCUUCCUCCAGAGUCACGUUCAGUGCGACCAGGUCCCCUUCGUGACCGUGUUUCGAGUGUUUGUAAACGUGAAAACGGCCAUCAGCAUCCUCGCCGUGGACUUUAGCGUCUUUCCGAGGCGGUACGCUAAAACCGAAACCUACGGGACGGGGGUUAUGGACUUUGGCGUCGGAGCGUACGUGUUUGCGAACGCGCUCGUGUGCCCGGAGGCGCGAGGGAAGAACGUGUCGGGAUCCAAGGUUAACCACAUCAAGAAGCAGCUCCUGUCCGUGUGGCCGCUGGUUUUUCUCGGCGUGGGAAGGUUGGUUAGUCUCAAAAUGUCCGGCUACCAAGAGCACGUGACGGAAUACGGCGUCCACUGGAAUUUUUUCUUCACGCUCGCCAUCGUGAGAGUCGUCGCUUCUGCGAUUUUGGCUGUUUUACCAGCAAAUAAGUCGUGGCUCAUCGCUCUUCUCAUCAGCGGCGUUUACCAGUUGACGCUGGAGACUUCGGGGCUGAAGGCGUUUAUCAUCCACAACGACAACAGAGGAAAAGACUUGCUGCACGCCAACAAGGAGGGCAUAUUCUCCGUCGUUGGCUACGUCGCCGUCUACAUGGCGGGAGUUCAGGUGGGACUGUAUAUCAUGCAGCCAAGAUCAAACGUCAGACAGUGGCUUAAAACACUUUUAAACCUCUUUUUGGGGAGUUUCGUCCUGUACGCCGCUCUGAACGCGUGUCAGACGCUUCUAGAGCCGGUUUCUCGACGCUUAGCGAACCUGCCGUUCUGCCUCUGGAGCGUCGCUCAGUCUUUGUUCUUCAUGUCGUGUCUCGGUAUCGCCGAUAUGAUUUUACUGUUUUCUAAACAAUCAUCCGGCUGUCACUUUGUUCCCUCAUCGUGGAAUUUGUCCAAAAAACAGUCGGACAAAAAGACGAGUGAGGUCGAGAGACGCUGCCUCGUUCAGGCCGUCAGCAGGAACCAGCUGUUGUUCUUUUUGCUCGCCAACGUCAUGACGGGACUGACCAACUCGCUGGUGGACACGCUGAGCUGCAGCAGCCAGUUUUCAGUCUGUGUUUUGCUGUCGUACAUGUUCGCAAAUUGCUUCGUCAUAUAUGUUUUGCAUCUUUGUGGAAUUACAGUGAAAUUCUGGUGAAAAUGCAUAAAAAUACAAGAUUUUUGUUCUGUAUUUUGAAGGUUUUUUGAAGAGCUGCAGUGACAGAAGAUUAAAUCUGUGAUGCUGAAGAUGAUAUUGUACAUAACGUGUUUAUGGAAAUAAAUGCAUGUCUUAAUAAAAUGGGAUCUCCA
Molecule: messenger RNA, 1607 nt
Organism: Plectropomus leopardus (leopard coralgrouper)
Lineage: Eukaryota; Metazoa; Chordata; Actinopteri; Perciformes; Serranidae
Source: RefSeq, a predicted model, not a curated record